Impatiens glandulifera is the source of this 921-nucleotide messenger RNA. RefSeq lists its product as uncharacterized. The transcript has 4 exons. NCBI's taxonomy places the organism in Eukaryota, Viridiplantae, Streptophyta, Magnoliopsida, Ericales, Balsaminaceae. The coding region runs from base 72 to 692 and encodes 206 amino acids. The record is from RefSeq and is a predicted model, not a curated record.
AAAGCUUAAAAUUUUUCAGUGAAACGGAAAGGAAAACAUACAGAGAGCUGCAAAGAUUUCUUGAGAAAGAGAUGAUGGAAGAUUUUGAGAAGAAAGCAGUUUUAACAGAUGAAAUGGAGACUGAGAACGGUUGCGACUCAGCGAAAACUCUAGGUUUGCUCAGGCAAUUUCUCCAAAUUCAGCAACGAAGAGCCGAAGCUUAUUCAAAGCUCAAACAGGGAUUUGCAGAUUAUAUGGUUUCUGGAAGCGAGACUAUAUACCAGCAACUUUGUCAAGAAAUAACAUCGGAAUUCAAUGAAUGCUCAAAACAGAUUCGUGAAAUGGAGUCCACAUUUAUGAGUCCCGACUGCCUCAGGGAUGAUCUGGCUCGACUUCUUAGAUCUGUUCAAGUACAGGAGAAGCAGAAAUUAGAGCUGACAGCCAACAUUCAAGUAUUAAAGAAGGCUGGACGACCUUCAGAACGGCUGGUAAGCCAUGAAAACUGCAGAUUCAAGAAGCCAAUGGAGCACGAAUGUGUUCAUCUCCACGAGAUAACUGAAGCUGCUGGUACUGAAGAUGCUGAAGCAGAUGCAGAGUACGAUAACAGCUUGAAGGAAGCCAUUAGAGGUGUCCAGGAUACAGUAACUGUAAUCAACGAACACCUAGAAGAGGUUAGAUACGAGAUUGAUGCCCUUGAAAGCCAAUCCGAAUGACUCCUUGUGAUUUCAGUAGAGGUAAAAUCGUCAAAACAUCCCUUCUUUUGGUAAAGUUGCUCAAACAUCUAUUUAUGAGUGACAUUGCAACUAUAUGGGUAGUUCUUAUGGAUUUGAUACAUUAGAUGAGUCGAUCAAAGCGCAUAAAUUUUUUGUUUUUGAAUUCAUUCUUGAUACAAUUUUUGGGUGUUUGUACUAAAACCAUUAACAAAUUUAUAUAUUUUCUUCA